Verticillium nonalfalfae is the source of this 273-nucleotide messenger RNA. RefSeq names its product mitochondrial ribosomal small subunit component (gene RSM19). The transcript has 4 exons. Lineage: Eukaryota; Fungi; Ascomycota; Sordariomycetes; Glomerellales; Plectosphaerellaceae. Gene Ontology annotation, biological process: ribosomal small subunit assembly; translation. Gene Ontology annotation, cellular component: ribosome; cytosolic small ribosomal subunit. Gene Ontology annotation, molecular function: structural constituent of ribosome; RNA binding. The record is from RefSeq and is a predicted model, not a curated record. Bases 1 to 273 code for a protein of 90 amino acids.
AUGCAGCCCACCAGGAUAUUGUUCAAGCGUUCCGUAUGGAAAGGACCGCACAUCGUGCCCCUCCCCAUUGUCCGCCCCCAGGCCGGCAAGAAGGCGCCCAUCAUCAGGACGCAGCAGCGCUCCGCCACUAUCCUGCCCAACUUUGUGGGCCUCAAAUUCCAGAUCUACAACGGCAAAGUCUACCACGACGUGACCAUCACCGAGGACAUGGUCGGACACAAGCUGGGAGAGUUCUCGCCCACAAGGAAGCCCUUCAUCUGGUCUAGGGCGUAA